GGAAAUAAAUCUUGUACAUCUUAGUGCUGAUGAAUCAUUGGAUGUGAUUAUUCACCGAAAAUGUGUAUGAUAUGAUAGAGAUAAGAGAAGAUAAAGAGAAGGAUAAAAAUAUGAUAUGAUGGCGACAUGAUAGACUAAAUUUAUUUACUUUGUCAAAAAAAAAAAAAAAUUAUUUACAUUGAUGUACUUCAUCUUAGAUCUAUUGUCAAAGCUUGCGAUGUAAUACCUAUGUUUUAGAUCUCUCUCAUUCAUCACCUCAUUUUUCUUCCGCUUAGAUCUAACAACUCUAUAUUCCAUUUUUUAAGUGGUUAUGAAUGUCAUCAUCUAAGGCAUCACAUUUUCAUAAGAAGUAAUGACAAGGAGACAAGCAAGUUCCACGAGACGCAAUGGUGGAAGCUUUUCAUUUUCAGGAGUCUUGAAUUCCAAAUUAAAUUGUUCUCCCUUAUUGUUCAUCACCCUUGUCCUUUUGGGAGCUUUCCUUCUCAUUGUUUAUGCUUAUGGUGGGUCAGGUCUAUUUAAAGUAAGGAAGGAUGUUGUUAGCAGAGUUGAAGGUGAUUUUUCAUGCACAUUUGAAGUUCAAAGUGUAAUUCCUAUUUUGAAGAAUGUAUAUGGUGAAAAUAUGAAAAAUAUCUUGCAUGUUGGCCCUGAGAGUUGUUCAGUGGUAUCCAAAUUGUUAAAAGGGGAAGUUGAAGCAUGGGGUGUGGAGCCAUAUGACAUAGAAGAUGUUGAUAAGAAUUGCAAGGCUUUAGUCCAUAAAGGCAUUAUACGUGUUGCUGAUAUUAAAUUUCCUCUACCAUAUAGACCAAAGUCUUUUUCACAUGUUAUAGUAUCAGAUGCUUUGGAUUACAUGUCUCCAAAAUAUUUAAACAAAACUCUUCCUGAGCUUGUAAGAGUAUCUGCAGAUGGUGUUAUUAUUUUUACAGGUUAUCCUGGACAACGGAGAGCUAAACCAGCACAAUUAUCUAAAUUUGGUCGCCCGGCGAAAAUGCGGAGUUCGUCUUGGUGGAAAGAAUUUUUCAGUGAAACAAACUUAGAAGAAAAUGAAGUUGUUGUCAAGAAGUUUGAACAAGAUGCAUCUAGGAUGUCUUACAAUCCAACUUGUCAAAUUUUCCACAUCAAAUCAUACAACUGAAAUAUCUUGAAAUUUGAGUAUAAUAUCAUCAAUCAAACAAUUUUGUUUUUACCACUUAUGGACAAGCAUUAAAAUGUCUGCUGCUAAAAGAAUAGGCAAAGUUAGAAUUAGUUUAUAUGAA
Molecule: messenger RNA, 1253 nt
Organism: Medicago truncatula (barrel medic)
Lineage: Eukaryota; Viridiplantae; Streptophyta; Magnoliopsida; Fabales; Fabaceae
Product: probable pectin methylesterase CGR2
Exons: 7
Coding region: 353-1132 (259 amino acids)
Biological process (GO): pectin metabolic process
Molecular function (GO): methyltransferase activity
Source: RefSeq, a predicted model, not a curated record